Messenger RNA from Phyllopteryx taeniolatus (common seadragon), 1415 nucleotides. It is a transcript of the gene rpl6, whose product is annotated as ribosomal protein L6. Gene Ontology annotation, biological process: translation. NCBI's taxonomy places the organism in Eukaryota, Metazoa, Chordata, Actinopteri, Syngnathiformes, Syngnathidae. The transcript has 6 exons. The coding region runs from base 16 to 1383 and encodes 455 amino acids. The record is from RefSeq and is a predicted model, not a curated record. Gene Ontology annotation, cellular component: ribosome. Gene Ontology annotation, molecular function: structural constituent of ribosome.
CUGCAUAUUGACCUAAUGACUCAUGUGUUGCUGUGUCAGAUGGCAGAGGGAGACAAAAACAUGCCAGGUGGAGGCAAAAAGCUGCCAGGUGGAGACAAAAAGCUGCCAGGUGGAGACAAAAAGCUGGCUGGUGGAGACAAAAAGCUGGCUGGUGGAGACAAAAAGCUGGCUGGUGGAGACAAAAAGCUGGCUGGUGGAGACAAAAAGCAGGCAGGUGGAAACAAAAAGCAGGCAGGUGGAGACAAAAAGCAGGCAGGUGGAGACAAAAAGCAGGCAGGUGGAGACAAAAAGCAGGCAGCUGGAGACAAAAAGCAGGCAGCUGGAGACAAAAAGCAGGCAGCUGGAGACAAAAAGCAGGCAGCUGGAGACAAAAAGCAGGCAGGUGGAGACAAAAAGCAGGCAGGUGGAAACAAAAAGCAGGCAGGUGGAAACAAAAAGCAGGCAGGUGGAGACAAAAAGCUGCCAGGUGGAGACAAAAAGCUGCCAGGUGGAGACAAAAAGCUGCCAGGUGGAGACAAAAAGCUGCCAGGGGGAGACAAAAAGCUGCCAGGGGGAGACAAAAAGCUGCCAGGGGGAGACAAAAAGCUGCCAGGGGGAGACAAAAAGCUGGCAGGGGGAGACAAAAAGCUACCCAAGAAGGCGCACACGAGCCGUAACCCGGUCCUGGCCCGGGGUAUCGGCCGUUACUCCCGCUCGGCUAUGUACGCGCGCCGCGCUAUGUACAAGAGGAAGACUAAGAUGACCGAGACAAAGGUGGAGAAGAAGCUCAAAACGAAACGCCGAACCGUAGUUGUCAAGACCGUUGGCGGUGACAAGAAUGGAGGCACCCGUACUGUCAAGCUUCGCAAGAUGCCCCGGUACUACCCCACAGAGGACGUCCCCCGCAAGUUGAGGAGCCACGGGAAGAAGCCCUUCAGCCAGCACAGGAGGCGGCUGCGCUCCUCCAUCACACCGGGCACCGUCCUCAUCCUGCUCACCGGCCGCCACCGCGGGAAGCGCGUGGUCUUCUUGAAGCAGCUCUCAAGUGGUCUCCUGCUUGUCACCGGCCCCCUUACCUUGAACAGAGUCCCCCUGCGCAGGAGUCAUCAGAAGUUUGUCAUCGCCACCACCACCAAAGUGGACAUCACCGAGAUGAAAAUCCCCAAAACGCUCAAUGACAUCUACUUCAAGAAGAAGAAGCUGAGGAGACCGCGUCACCAGGAGGGUGAAAUCUUUGACACAGAGAAGGAGAAGUACCAGCUGACUGAGCAGAGGAAGGUAGACCAGAAGGCUGUGGACACUCAGCUCAUGACACUUAUCAAGAAAGUUCCCCAGCUCCGAGGAUACCUGCGUGGUUCCUUCUGCCUUUCUAAUGGCGUAUUUCCUCACAAGCUGGUUUUCUAAGUGUGUUAAUAAAAGUUAAUCUUACACAGCUA